AUGGUGCGGUCACUACCAUUACGUAGUGGGUUUUUCAGAGCACUCAAUGUUUCUGAAGAUGAUCAAGCAGAACUCUUGUCAUGGGGACGAUCACUCGUGCCUGAUUUGGUACGUCAGCCUGACGUAGAAUGGACUAUGAUUCAUGAGCGCAAAGGUGUGCAGCUGUGUGAAGACCGACAGAAAGCACAAAGUACAAUUGACUUUCGAUCCCUCAUGCAAUUGCAGCUUCGAGAAUUCUUUGCAGACGCAGCCGUGCUUUUUCACAAAGAGCAAAACGAAUAUGAGGCUUUAAGUAUCAAAUGGAUGGCAGCUCGUACUAAAAAGGGUGUGGCCAGUAUUGGUGGACAAGCGGGAGUCGAUUUGUGUUUUCUUGAGUACGCAGGUGUCCUCUCGUCUGCAUUUGUAGACGGAAACAGUAGUUUCAGCAGGAAAUUGUCUUCCUCUCAAACAGGCACAUCUAUUGGCGUAUGUCUAUACGAAUCCAUUGAUCAAGUUGAAUGUCCAUCACUGUAUGAGUCGCAUAAACUUGAACGUGCGAGUGUGUCCAAAUGUGGCUUUAUCUUUCGUCCUCAUCACGACGAGAAUGUCGUUGAAGCCACAUUUGUCUGCAGUAUCCGACAGCCUCCUGGUGCACGCUCGAAACGUCGCUGGAAUCGUGCGUUGCUAGCACAUUGGGCAGAGUCGGUAGGUGGGAUUGAAGAAGCCAUUAGUCGACGACGAAUUUCGAGAGAAUUGACAAAACGUCGAGUCCCAACAUGGGUCAAUGACAAAGAUCGAGCUUGUUGCCAUUUAUGCCUAAAGACGUUUACAAAUACACGACGUAAACACCAUUGUCGAGCAUGUGGCGAAAUUAUUUGUCGCGCGUGUUCGGUGUACAAAAACGUAGACUUGCAAACCGUUGGACUAACAACACUACGUGUGUGUAAAGCCUGUAUGGACGGAUCAUCCACCAUCGCAGCUGAUCGUGAGCAAGCGACCAAUGUCACGGCUGCAACCGUGACUGCUACAACAGAUGGAGUCACGGCGAACGGCAUCACGCUGCCAAACGGUGUGGAUAACGGUAUCCUGCGUGAUGCAGUGGAAGAGUAUGCAUUGGCACUUCCUGGCACACAGAUAUCUGCUGUACCGGAUCUGGUCGGAAUCGCCUGGCUGCAACAACUGGCAGCACGAGACGAAGAGAGCAAAAGUAUGGUCAAUGCUUUGAUGGAUCGACUACGAUUUGAUGUGCAACCUAGGGGCGUUGGUGGAUCGACAGAAGAGCAGGUGGAUAUUUACGACACAUUGUGUGAUUUGGCAGCACAAACUCUUGCGUGCAAGUACGCAGUGGUGAGUCUAGUGGACGAGAAUCGCCAAUGGUUUAAAAGUGCAGUGAAUGUCAAGGAGUCUGAAGUGCCACGUGACUUUAGUUUCUGUGAGUAUCCCGUACGCGAUCAGCGACCGCUUGUAGUAAUGGACACAUUGCGGGACCCACGCUUCAAAUCGAAUCCAUUUGUAACAGGUCCGCUUGGUGUGCGAUUUCUGGCUGGAGCACCAUUGUUUACAGUAGAUAACGAAUGUGUUGGUGCCGUCUGUGUGUUGGAUACGGCUCCUCGUGAGUCUUUGCAGGAGUCACAAAUUGCUACAAUGCAGAAUUUGGCUCACUUGGCUAUGGUUAUGGUGCAAGAGCGACGAGAAGCUCAGAAUAAAGUUGCACGUGCCAUGGCUGCAACUUCUCAACUUGUGCCAGCUCUUCAAAUGGGCGGUCAAAUCACGAACACUACCACAUCUUCUGAUCUUGUACCAUUGAGCAGCUACGUUGAAACGUCGAUGGUUGUACAAGGUCGCGAAAGAACAAAAGAAGAUCCUGUUUUAAAGGAACAGAUGAUUCAACUCUUGCACAAAGCGUCACAGGUGCGCGAUCAAGUCAAUCAGCAAACACACAAACAACAAGCAGGGCUUCAAAGCUCAGCUGAAAUGACCGCAUUUCAAGCAUAA
Plasmopara halstedii is the source of this 1974-nucleotide messenger RNA. RefSeq lists its product as hypothetical. NCBI's taxonomy places the organism in Eukaryota, Oomycota, Peronosporomycetes, Peronosporales, Peronosporaceae. The record is from RefSeq and is a predicted model, not a curated record. Bases 1 to 1974 code for a protein of 657 amino acids. The transcript is spliced from 2 exons. Gene Ontology annotation, molecular function: metal ion binding; protein binding.